AUGGCUUCGACUACACAGAAUUCAACACUUCCCUCCUUAUCGUUAGCUUCCAAGUUUCAGCGACUAAACGGUUCCCGAGCUAUUGCAAGAGUAUUGCGAUGGGACACGACAUGGACACUCGCCCAAUGUCCUUUCUGCGAACAACCCCAUCGGCAUACCAUCAGCUUCUUCCCAAGCGGCGAGGAGAGUGUACGUCAGCCGAGGUCAAACAGUCCAUACACUUUCCGAGGAUUGGAGCCAGAGACAAUGUGGUUAUUCAUCGCACCAUGCAUUACUGCCGGCUACACAUACAGGCUUGUCUUUCCUUUUGAAAAGCAUGAUGCUGUGAGAAAGCUGUCGUGGCAGAUCGGGACCUCUCUAUCUGACAAGACUGACAACUCCCAUUUUGAAUGUUUCGAAACGGUUAGUUUCCAGGACCCCGGAGUGAAUCCUUUGCCGGAGCCUACCCGGUCAAGUCAGAGCAACAGCUUGAUGGACCACUUUGAGAGCAUCAGCAUCAAAGACCAUGCUGUUCCUUUUGGAAACCAGAGACGGGACAAUGUCAUCAGCUCUGCCCAGGCAAGGGACUUGCCAAAGUUUAGGACAGAGGCAAACGAAAAAGGGGAUCGUUGGGGUUGCGUUCACGACUACCCGACUUGCCCUCACUUCAACCACGACCUACGCAUUGAAGGAACUCUAGGCUCUCCAAGACUAUCCAUAGAGGUGGCCCACGGCAACCGCACAAAUGUGCAGGAACUCCUUCGACUAGGCGUAGACAUUAAUGCAGGGGACAAUCGAGGCCGCACACCCCUGAUGGAGGCUGCCCUCUGGACUCGUGUCGAAUUGGUCGGGAUACUCCUCGCCGCCGGGGCAAGUGCGACACAGAAAGACCGAGACGGGAGAGUUGCUGCCGACUUUGCCGAGGAGAAUGAUAGAAACGACGAAGAGAGGGAGUAUCGCCACGUCGAUUACGCAGAGAAACCGUUCAAGUCAAAGAGCCGUCGGAGACACAUUAGAGCUCUUCUUGGAGUUGCGCCUCCUAUUCAUUCUCAACUCGCCAAGACGAAUCUCGCCAAUUUGUCCCAACCCCGGUUCGUCAAGUCUUCAGACGCGAAAACUGCUGUGUUGAUUAAUUUAAAACGAGGCAUCCCGAUCGCGCGUCAGGAUCAGACGGUAGGUGUCCUUAUUCGAGGCGGAUCCUUUGAGACAGUCGUCGCCGUUGGCGGUUGGGCUGGCAUCGGCACCCAGUCUCCGUUGAUUGGGAGCGAAUUCAGCAAGCUAGACUCUAACUACUGGGCGUAUAAGACGCUAAGCUUUGCAAAGAGAAUUGGGUUCGUUUUCGAGCCUCACGAGCUGGAUCCGAGUUCUGCACAGGGGUUGCAUCACGCCAGUCACGUCGAAGCUCAGUUGCUUUGCUUCGUUGCGGACAAGCAUCAAUUAUUUGUUGAGGACGUUGAUGAUCGCGACAGACAAAUCAAACUCGAAAUUCUGUUCCACUACCAACACAUGGAGACGCUCACAAAGGCCGAGAUUGUGAUCAGUCAGAAGCCAUUUUCUAGUUGCCUCCUGUUUAUGGAAUACGUCGCGAAGCGAAUGUGGUUGGAUUUCGUUGUGGUGGUGGCCAAAGAGAUAAUCCUGACAUGA
This is a messenger RNA of Colletotrichum godetiae, 1623 nucleotides long. RefSeq lists its product as uncharacterized. The transcript has a single exon. The record is from RefSeq and is a predicted model, not a curated record. Gene Ontology annotation, molecular function: protein binding. The coding region runs from base 1 to 1623 and encodes 540 amino acids. NCBI's taxonomy places the organism in Eukaryota, Fungi, Ascomycota, Sordariomycetes, Glomerellales, Glomerellaceae.